AUGAAGAACGAGCUGGGAGCUGAUGGGCCACCUGAUCAGGAAGGCGAUGAGGCCUUCUACAGACAGCUGAAAGUAGCCUCACAAUCACAGGCCCUGGUUCUCAUGGGGGACUUCAGCCACCCUGAUAUCUGCUGGAAAGACAACACAGCUAGGCACACACAGUCCAGGAGGUUCCUGCAGAGCAUUGAUAACUUUUUGACACUGGUGGUGGAGGAGCCAAUGAGGAGAGGUGUGUUGCUGGAUCUUGUACUAACAAACAAAGAAGGACUGGUUGGGGAUGUGAAGGUUGGGGGCAGCUUUGGCUGCAGUGACCAUGAGAUGGUGGAGUUCAGGAUCCUGCGUGGAGGAAGCAGGGCAAUAAGUAGGAUUACAGCCCUGGAAUUCAAGAGACCUAACUUUGGCCUCUUCAAGGACCUACCUGGAGGAAUCCCAUGGGUUAGGGCUUUAGAAGGUAGGGGGGUCCAAGAGAGCUGGUUAAUAGUCAAGCACCACUUCCUCCAAGCUCAAGAUCGAUGCAUCCCUAUGAGUAAGAAAUCAAGCAAAGAGGGCAGGAGACCUGCAUGGAUGAGCAAGGAGCUUCCGGCAAAACUCAAAUGGAAGAAGGAAGUUUACAGAAUGUGUAAAAAGAGACAGACCACUUGGGAGGAAUAUGGGAAUGUUGUCAGAGUAUGCAGGGAUGCGGUCAGGAAGGCUAAGGUCCAUUUGGAAUUAAAUCUGGCAAGGGAUGUCAAGGACAAGAAGGGCUUCUUCAAGUAUAUCAGUAGCAAAAGGAAGACUAGGGAAAAUGUGGGCCCACUGCUGAACGAGGUGGGUGCCCUGGUGAUGGAGGAUACAGAAAAGGCAAAGUUACUGAAUGCCUUCUUUGCUUCAGUCCUUACUGCUAAGGCCGGACCUCAGGAAUCCCAGACCCUGGAGGUAGGAGAGAAAGUCCGGAGGAAGGAAGACCUUCCCUUGCUUGAAGAGGAUCACGGCAAGAACGAGGACCCAGGAACCUACAGGCCAGUCAGCCUCACCUCCGUCCCUGCAAAGGUGAUGGAACAGCUCAUUCUGGAUGUCAUCUCUAAGCAUGUGGAGGAAAAGAAGGCUAUCAGGAGUAGUCAACAUGGAUUCACCAAGGGGAAAUCAUGCUUGACCAAUCUGGUAGCCUUCUACGAUGGCAUGACUGUCUGGGUAGAUGAGGAGAAAGCAGUGGGUAUUGUCUACCUUGACUUCAGCAAGGCUUUUGACACUGUCUCCUGUAACAUCCUCACAGAAAAUUUCCAGCGGACAUCUCGGCUGGGCACCUCCCGAGCACUCACCCGCUGCUGCUGGAUCCCGCCUCAGAGCGGCAGCGCCGCCGGCCGCACCGGGAAAGCCGGCCGGGCCCGCGAGGCGUUUCGUCCCGCUCUCGCCGAUGACAAAGGGAACAGGUUUGGCUCCGGGGAAUGCGGCCGCGGGACACAAACGACCCCAGGCUGGCGCCCCAGCAGGCUCUCCCGGGAGCCUCGCCCAGCGUCCCGAAGACCCCCGCCGAGCGCCCCGGACUUCCCUCAGGAAGCGCCCCCGCCUUCCCACCCCGGCCAACGGCUCGCGGGCGGAGGGAGGGGGCCCCUCCCACGCGCCGCCCACCCCCGGUCGGGCGGUGUCACCGGGCGAUCAGACCCCUGUCGCCUUCCCGCCGCGCUGCGGGGCGAGAGCAGCGCUGCUUCUCCCGCGGAGAACGGGAGGGAGCGAGCCGGGGCGGGCCGGGGUGCCAGCAGCGCCCGCCCAGCCCCAGAGCAAGCCGGAGGCCGGCAUUUCUGGCUGCUGCUUCAGGGGGCUGCCAAAUCCCGCUGCUUCGAGCUGGUUUUUAAUGCGAAAACAGCAGAGCUCUUGAGUCACCAUCAAGUUGAGAUACAGCAGAAAUUCCCUAAAGAAGGAUGGGUGGAACAAGAUGCAAAGGAAAUAUUAAAGUCUGUCCAUGAAUGUGUGGAAAAGGCCUGUGAGAAACUGCAACAACUGAACAUAGACAUCACUAACAUAAAAGCCAUUGGAGUCAGCAAUCAGAGAGAAACGACAGUGGUUUGGGACAAGACAACUGGAGAACCUCUUUAUAAUGCUAUUGUGUGGCUUGACCUGAGAACCCAGUCAACAGUUGAACGGCUUCUUAAAAGAAUUCCAGGAAAGAACAAAGCCUUUUUUAAGUUUAGGACUGGUCUUCCGCUUAGCACUUAUUUUAGUGCAGUGAAACUUCGAUGGCUUUUGGAUAAUGUGGAAGAGAUUAGGCAAGCAGUUGAUGAUGGAAGAGCUAUGUUUGGGACUAUUGAUUCAUGGCUUAUAUGGAGUUUGACAGGUGGAAAGAAUGGAGGCGUUCACUGUACAGAUGUAACCAAUGCCAGUAGAACAAUGUUGUUCAAUAUUCAUUCCUUGGAAUGGGAUCCUGAGCUCUGCCGGUUCUUUGAUAUUCCUAUGGAAAUACUUCCAAAAGUACGAAGCUCCUCUGAGAUUUAUGGCCUGAUGAAAAUCUGUCCUAGCCUGAAAUCUGGAGCUUUGACAGGUGUACCAAUUUCUGGGUGCUUGGGUGACCAGUCUGCUGCUCUUGUUGGGCAAACGUGUUUUCAAGACGGGCAGGCAAAAAAUACGUAUGGAACAGGGUGCUUCUUGCUGUGCAAUACAGGUCAGAAGGCUGUGUUUUCUGAACAUGGUCUUCUAACCACAAUAGCUUACAAACUGGGCAGAGACAAACCUGUUUGUUAUGCACUAGAGGGAUCUGUUGCAAUAGCCGGUGCUGUUGUUCGUUGGCUGAGGGACAACCUAGGUAUCGUUAAGACUUCACAGGAAGUUGAAAAACUGGCUGCAGAAGUGGGGACUUCUUAUGGCUGCUACUUCGUGCCAGCAUUUUCAGGACUGUAUGCACCGUACUGGGAACCCAGUGCAAGGGGUAUUAUCUGUGGCCUUACUCAGUUUACAAAUAAAAACCACAUCGCCUUUGCUGCAUUAGAAGCGGUCUGCUUUCAAACACGAGAGAUUUUAGAUGCCAUGAACAAGGACUGUGGGAUACCACUAAAUCAGUUACAAGUAGAUGGAGGAAUGACCAAUAACAAAAUCCUCAUGCAACUCCAAUCAGACAUUCUCUGUAUUCCAGUAGUAAAGCCAUCAAUGCCUGAAACAACAGCUCUAGGAGCUGCUAUGGCAGCAGGAGCUGCAGAAGGAGUUGGAAUCUGGAGUCUGAAUCCUGGCGAUUUGACAGCAGUGACAUGUGAACGAUUUGAACCACAGAUCAACCCGGAGGAAAGUGAAUAUCGCUAUGCCAGAUGGAAGAAAGCUGUGAUGAAAUCUAUGGACUGGGAGACAUCUGAAGCUCCUUCAAAUGGUACUGGUAAAUGAGACUACUUAGUGGACUCUCUGGAUGCAGCUGAUUUUUUUUGUUUCGUUUUGUGUUGUUGUCUGAAGAGAUUCCACCACCAAUGUGAUUACACUACUUGUGUGACUAAAUCCAUUC
Molecule: messenger RNA, 3460 nt
Organism: Nipponia nippon (crested ibis)
Lineage: Eukaryota; Metazoa; Chordata; Aves; Pelecaniformes; Threskiornithidae
Source: RefSeq, a predicted model, not a curated record